This is a messenger RNA of Trichogramma pretiosum, 3100 nucleotides long. RefSeq names its product patatin-like phospholipase domain-containing protein 2 (gene bmm). Gene Ontology annotation, biological process: triglyceride catabolic process; lipid homeostasis. The record is from RefSeq and is a predicted model, not a curated record. Gene Ontology annotation, molecular function: triacylglycerol lipase activity. NCBI's taxonomy places the organism in Eukaryota, Metazoa, Arthropoda, Insecta, Hymenoptera, Trichogrammatidae. The transcript is spliced from 8 exons. The coding region runs from base 352 to 2106 and encodes 584 amino acids. Gene Ontology annotation, cellular component: membrane; lipid droplet; cytoplasm.
AAACCGUCCAACGCCGAACAGAGUGGUGUCACGGCAAUAACACAACAAUCAACACGCAGAAGCUACUCUACACGGAGCGCGUAGCAUAGCAGCGAGCAGUAGACCAGAACUCGUACUGCAGUUAAGACGUAGAAAUAUAACUCAGCUCCGCGCGCUCGCGAUAUACAUUAUACAAUUGCAGCUGACUAUUUUUGUAAUUUAUUUGUUAGUCGAUUCAACGCACAGCUGUUUGAUCAAUCGUACACGUAUUUAUAAUAAAAGUUUUAACAAAGACCGAACGAGAGUUGGAAAAGAAGAGCAUCAGUUUAUAGAGAGAGAGAGGAAGCGGCUGCCGCUCGUCUAUUAUCCAGGAUGAAUCUGUCGUUCGCUGGCUGCGGCUUCCUCGGCAUCUAUCACGUCGGCGUGGCCGUGUGCUUCAAGAGGUACGCGCCGCAUCUGCUGCUGGACAAGAUCAGCGGUGCCUCGGCCGGGGCCAUAGCCGCCUGCUGCCUGCUCUGCGAUUUGCCAAUUGCCGACAUGACGAGUCAGCUGCUGCGUCUGGCCAAGGAGGCGAGGACGCGCACCCUGGGCCCGUUCAGUCCGUCCUUGAACGUGCAGCACUUUCUCCUCGACAGUCUACAGAAGCUGCUACCGGACGACGCUCACCUGCGUGUCAGCGGCAAGCUCCACAUCUCCCUGACCCGCGUCUACGACGGCAAGAACGUCAUCGUCUCGCAGUACAACUCGCGCGAGGACGUCCUCCAGGCCCUCCUCGCCAGCUCCUUCAUUCCGCUGUUCUGCGGCCUCCUGCCGCCCCGCUUCCACGGCAUACGCUACAUGGACGGCGGCUUCUCCGACAAUCUGCCCACCCUCGACGAGAACACCAUCACCGUCUCGCCCUUCUGCGGCGAGAGCGACAUAUGUCCGCGCGACCUCAGCAGUCAGCUGUUUCACGUGAAUCUGGCCAACACCAGUAUCGAGCUGUCGCGCCAGAACAUGUAUCGCUUCGCGCGCAUCCUCUUUCCGCCCGACGCCGAGAUACUCUCCAACAUGUGCAAGCAGGGCUUCGACGACGCGCUGCGCUUUCUCACGCGCAACAAUCUCAUCAAUUGCAAUCGCUGCCUGGCCGUGCAGUCGACCUUCGUCAUACCCGAGAGCGUCGAUCUCAGCGAGGACAGCACAACGGGCAACAACAAAGACAAUAGUAACAACAAAUACAGCAACGAACGGGACUGCGACGACUGCAGGAUGCAUCGGCAGGAGGCACUGGUGGCGAAUCUGCCCGAGACCGUGCUCAUGCUGUUCCAGGAGGCCAUCGACUCGGCCAACAAGGGCCUCGUCAAUUGGCUCUUCAAGCAUCGCAGCGUCCGGCUGCUGAGCUUGCUCAGUCUGCCCUACACCCUGCCCGCGGACGUCGUCUACGCCACUUUCACCAAAUUCGUGCUGAACGCGCCGAAGCUACAAAAGAGCUUGAUGGACAUGACGAGAUACUUCCUGGAGCAGCUCAGCCUCAUCUUUCCGAAGAUCAACGUCUAUUAUCAGCCCAUGCCGCAAACUAUCAAGUGCCAUGUCAACAUAAUGGAUUACGGAUCGAAUAUGUACAGCGACGACGAGCCCUUGUUAUACAAGCCGCACAAAGCCAAUGUUAACGUGACACUGGAAUACGACGACAACGCUAAAACGUGGACGGAUUGCGGACAAUCGACCAAUUGCGUGAUCAACGUGUCGAAUCUGACGCCCAGCGGCAUUGACAAUCGUCAAACUGCCAGCGAUAACUUUGAAAAUAUGCUUCAAGCGACCGCGGACCGAGAGGCCCUGAUGGCCUACUACUACGUCGAGGACGGCAGCAAGGUUCAUUUUUCGGAAAUCAUCGAUAUCAACGAUGACGACGACAACGACAAUCGAGACAACCAACAGUUUUCCAGCGAGUCGGAAACGUGGAAAGUUCAAAAUAACGAUGAGGAACUGAACCGCCUGAACUCGGAAAUGUCGUCGACACCGAAUUCGAUGAUCAACAACGAAACCGACGUCUCCACGGAAUCCAAUCACCAGUGGUAUUUCAGUCAACAACAGCCACAAUCGUAUCAGCAGCAACAGAAACAACAACAGCAAAGCACGCCAGAGUAGUAGAUAUCAAGCAAAUGAUUAUUGAAAUAUUUUUCUUACACAAUUGUUAUUACGCUAUUAGAGAGUAAAAAAUAAGCGAGCGAGCGAUUAGAAGAAUCCGCGCGAAGAAGCGAUAAUAUCAAAUUUUUUUAUUUUUUCGAUGCGUCGUCACGCGAAAAUGAUCGUAGAUCAUACAGAGCUGGCAAAAUACCUAGUUAAUUUUUUUUUCUUCCUAUUCGCAAGAUUUCUCGAGCCUCUGUUCGAGGCAAUUUAUACACGUAGCAAUUUUUCGUUACUCUUAGGCAGUAUUUAUAUUUAUUUUUCCGAUGUUGAUGAUAACAACUCGCAGACGUUUAAUUUUACGUUUUAUUCUAGGUGCGUAAGUUUAGUUUUACUUGAUGAUUUUUAAUUACUUUGCCAUGUAGAUUGUUUAUUCUCGGUACUAUCGGCAUUUCUCUAGCAAAAAUUGAUAAUAAUUAGAUGACAUUUUUUUUUAAUCACAUUUUUUUAGUGCAAUAUAUUUUUUUCUCUUCUAUGAUAAUGAAAUUUUGGUGCUACUAUAGUAAGAUGCUCGGCUGCAUAUGAGUGCAUUUCUGAUGCGUGACUCAUAGCGGCGAAAAAUAAUUUUAUUCUGUUUAUAAAUUAUAUAUACUAGUCGGUACGAAUUGGAGAACCGUCGGUGUUCAUCUCUCUUUUCGCGACCCUCACGAUUGAAACGACACAUUCCAAUUAACAUUAAGUUGAAUGAGAUUCACUUAAACGAUUGUAACGAAAUUGUAUAUUUUUGAUACUGAUGAAAUUAGUACUUAAACUAUUUGAAUCGAUUCGAUAUGAAGCUCAUCGAAAAAAAGUGAAAACAGAAAGCUUCAGCAAGCAAUUCACGUUGCGUUGGAGCGUCCAUGUAAAUUAUUCGCGAAGUGUAUCGUUAUUUUUUUAUAAAUCAUAUUUUUGUACAGUAAUCUUGUAGCUAACAAGACAAUCUUACAAAUAAUGAAAACAGUCUGAAACUAGUAAA